AUGGCUAGCGACCGAGCAAGUCCAGACGCGGACAUGCAGACCCUUGUCAGGGACAUGUCAGUAGAGGAGGCCGAUGAGACUAUCGUCAACACUCUUGAACGAAUCGAGCGAAACGCUGGUGUGAAGGGCGGUAAGCCCGUAGUCUUGCGGUCAACAACAUCGCUUGACCCGGUCAUUCGACACUUUGGGCUCGCGCCGGAACAGGUCACUCAAAUACUGGAUAUCAUAUUAUCUGCCAAGCUCGACGACACAACAUCAAGGAAAAUGAUCAAGCUGCUGCUGCCUCGUCAGUCAGUCCCAGAAAUGUGCGCUGUCAAUAUCUUGGGAGCUCUCGGCAAGAAUCUCAGCUUUGCAAUUCAGGCCACAUUGCUGAAAUGGAUCAUCCUCGUCUAUGAUAUCUUUGACAGCCGGACGAAAUUGCAACAACUUUACGGAGUCGUAUUCCACUACCUCCCCUACGAGACGCUGAGGCCAUCUCUUUGCCAUUUGCUCUAUUACUUGACGAGACGAGAAGAUGUGAGGCCAUUCAGGAUAAGAAAGCUGUUGGACCUGCAGAUCACAGUUGGAAAGGAACCAGCGCUUGCAGGACUCUUGCAUGUGUACAAGUCGUACUUUCCUGAUUUGAUCCUGGCGCCAUUGACUCUUGCGACACAAACCAUUUUCAAAUGCCCAGAUCAGACGACAGCAGAGGCCAUCGACGCUUUGCAGACAAGGUGGAGUCAUCGUUCAGCAGACCAGUUGUUUGGGCUCAACGGAUCAAAAGACCCUAUUUCAAGGAGUGGGAAGCGACAGAAACUUUCUCAUGUACCAGACGCAUUCUCGAUUUACAGGAAAGGCGCCGAUGACAAAGCUCUGCCUUUAUCGCAAAUUACAUCCUUGGAUGCGCUUGUGAAACACAUUGACACGCUCGCCCUCCCAGACCAGCUGAGCUCGGUUCUCACAAACCGAUUACUGCAACAUGUUUUGUGUCUUCAGCCAUCACACUCGAUCGUGGACCGGAUAAGCUACUGGCUCGGGCAGGAACUCAUGGACCUCUGGUACUGGAGCGCUACGUCUGAUGUCAGUCGUGCUCGACUCGCAAAUAUCUUGUCCAAAGUUGUCCAAGUCACCAGAAUGAUCAAGGAUCUACUUCCGGUCAUUGAGAACUUUCUUGUCCCAUUUAUCAGGGUAUGGAACGGCGUUGACCAUCAGAAGGAGGUCUUUACUCUCUUGACCUUCUUGAGACCUCGGAGCUUUGAAGAUCUGUAUAUACAAUUCCUGAAGCCUCUGCAGAGGCUCUUCUAUCUCAUGGGACCAGUAUGGAAGGUAGCAAACGUCAACCCCGCCUCUCAGCGCGGUCAACUCAUCCUGUGUUAUACCAGACUCGCUCAAAACUGGGCACAGUUCAAGUGGAAGGACUACCUGGAACUUGGCAAGGACCCUCGGCUUUCAAAGCAAGGGUCAGAGAAUUUACGACGUCUUUUCUCGGAGCUGUCACCUAACGUGGACUACAUGCUGAGUAUUCGCGCCUUUAUCAAACAUGUCGACAGCAUCUCGGGAGUGGCUCUUGAAGUCGAACGAGACCAUAUCGCUGUCCAACAUGGCGUCCUCUCGUUCUUUGACUUUACAUCAAACCUCACGAAGACAAAUGCGCCGAUUUCAGUCAUUAUCCCUAGAGCCUCCAUUGUCUAUCGAUGCUUUCUCUCGGACUCUGCGGUGGCGGUUGUCAGGAUAUGCGGGAUUGUCUACCAGUUCAAACAGGCAUACCAGGCUUUUGAGGAAGAACAGCAACUGCAGUACGAGCUCCUUGUUCAGUCUCAAAUAGCAGCGAGUCAAGACAAUGGCGAGAUAUCCACGAAAUUAUCACAAGACGAAGUGGUUCCAGGGUACACGCGUGAGCUUGUGGCGCAGUUCAACAGUUACGUGAUGGACAUAUGCAACUUUCUCUAUAGGAACCGUGCUUUCAACAAGGCUGACAAAAACGCCAGGAGUUUUCAGCUGGACCAGUAA
This is a messenger RNA of Linnemannia hyalina, 1989 nucleotides long. Lineage: Eukaryota; Fungi; Mortierellomycota; Mortierellomycetes; Mortierellales; Mortierellaceae. The record is from the annotation of a GenBank genome assembly.